CUGAAUGACGAAGUUGUGAUUUUCGGAAUCCAUUUUCCAAUCGAUGAGCACGAGAAAAUGCAUUUUUCUCAAUACUCUUGGGCGCAUGUCACAAAACGUGGGAGUGCGAAAACGAACCUUCACCUGAAUCUACACGCGACAGUUUACCGCGCGACCCUUAGCCGUGCACAUUAAAAACAAAACAAAGAAAAAAUGUCAUCGUCAGUUCGUAUCGGGAAAAGUGGCUGAUGUGAAUUUUAAGUGUUCUCUAUGACGUUUCAUCGUAAAAAUUCAAUGUUAAGAUGAGCGAGUCAGUGAAAGUGGCCGUGAGAUGCAGGCCGCUGUCUCAGAAGGAACAACAACAGGGAUGUCGGAACGUGGUGAGUAUAGACCCACUGGGAAAAACCUGUACGUUGGAUGGUACAAGCGGCGGCGGAGGCGUGGGAAAGAUUUAUCAGUUCGAUGCAGCGUUCGGUCCGUCAUCGACAACGGAAAUGUUGUACGAGGACGUGGGAUCGGUGAUAGUGGAAGCGGUGUUGGAGGGUUAUAACGGUACGGUAUUCGCGUACGGUCAAACCGGUUGUGGAAAAUCGCAUACGAUGAGGGGUUUCAUCGAGCGGACGUUGGAGCACAUAUUCGAGGCGACAUCGACGUCGAGUACGGACACGCGUUACCUCGCAUUGCUGAGUUAUCUCGAGAUAUACAACGAGAAAUUGCGAGAUUUGCUGCAGGAUGGAAGCGGCGAGAGCCUAUUACAAUUGAAGGAAGAUCCUUCGAAGGGAACUUACGUAUCGGGUGGUUUGCGAGAAAUCACGGUGAAAAACGCGGCCGAAUGUUCGAAGCUCGUCAGUCAGGGGGACGCUCGUAGAGCUGCUGCGGCGACGAAAAUGAACGCUGCGAGCUCUCGGAGUCACGCUGUUUUGACGCUCUCUCUUGAAGCUCUAGCGAUCGACGAGGACGACAAAAAUGGCGGCGCUGUACGCCGCGGACGAUUACAUCUCGUCGAUCUCGCCGGUUCUGAGAGACAAACAAGAACGGGCGCGACCGGUGAUCGCCUCAAAGAAGCCGCCAGUAUUAACCUCAGUCUUUCCGCCCUCGGUAACGUUAUCAGUGCACUCGCCGCUGGCAACGGUAGACACGUACCUUACAGAGACAGCAAAUUAACCAGAUUGCUCAGAGACAGCCUCGGCGGAAAUGCGAGAACACUCAUGAUCGCGUGUCUCAGCCCCUGUCAUCUUGACGCCGAAGAAACUCUUAGCACUCUCAGAUAUGCGGCGAGAGCGCGCUGCAUAAAGAACAAGCCGAUAGUGAACGAAGAUCCAAAGGACGCUUUACUGAGACAAUACCAAUUGGAGCUUCAACGCUUACGGAAAUUGCUCGAAACGAGUGACGGAUCACGCUUGUUGGGCGGUUAUUCGUCGCCGGUUGAUCAGGAAAUGGAUAGAAAUUUUCAGGUUGAAAAUAUCGAGGAUAUAAAUAAAAAACGAAUCGGUUACAACGGCGAGGCUGGAAAUUUACGAAAAGAAUGUCGAGAUUCGAAUUUACCGGGGGAAAUAUUGCGUGGCGAAGUCGAUUCGGUGAGAUCGCUUCAAGAAAAUAGCAAAAGUCCUUCGAGCAUGGAAAACCUCGAGGAAUCUGCUCGAUCGCACGAACACGGAGAAUCCAAAGUCGUUGCAACGAUGCGUCACGAACUGGAUGAGAGGAGAAGGAAAAAGAGGGAAGCCGCGAAAAGAGAAGUCAUGAGACGACUCGAAAAAUUAACCAUCGGCGGGGAAGCACGAGGCAACGACGAAGUGAGAAAACGACGAGAAAGGAGACGCAAACGCCUGGAAAUUCUCGCUCAAGCACUUGAAAAAAGCGCCGAGGACGGGAAUGGUGGCGCUUUCGAAGUCUAUGGACAACUCAGGUCUACCGAAGACGCCCUUAAACGAAUGGCUAAAAAGGCCAAACAACUCGAAUCCGAAGUCGCUGAUCUUCAGGCGUCAUGGGAUGCGGAACGGCGCGACCUCCUGCGCCGAGAGCUUCUAGCGACUCAGCUCUGCGACGCGAUGAUACCGCAUCUGAAAGCCGGCUGCCCGUUUCGUGACCUCGAGUCCGUACGAUCUUCGGCGACCUGGUGCGACGAGCUCGGACGUUGGAGACUUCUCGACGCCUCCUCGAGGAUUCCCAUGCCCCCUCCCCUGCCCCGAGACAUUUCGAUUCUCCCGAGCCAACAAAAAACUGAUCACAACAAUAAUGGCGGUUCGAUGAAAAACGAGGAUAAAGAUUUGGAGGAUCGUAGCAGCGAUGACGAUUACGAGGAUCGUUACUCGAUCGGCAACGACGAAUUCAACGGUGGCGCAGCUAAUCGACGCGAUAUCGCUGGCACCUAUUUUCGCAGAAAUCGAAUCGACGAACUUUUGGCUCACGCUCGAGAAGCCAAAACUUUUGAAAAAAGUGGAAGGCUGAGCAAAUCCGGUGGGUCGGAAGAUUUCCAAUCCGGUGUAAACGGUCUUCAGUUGAGCGCGCUGAAUCUGCAGAGCAGCACGCCGACGAUAAACGAAAUAAUGAGCGGUAGUACGCUGUUGAAACAUGCGAUAGGACGACAGCCGCCGAAUCGUGGAAUUGGAUCGUGGAUAACCGAUGAGAAUUCGUCAACGAGGUCGGGCUCGUACGGGAGCGUGAAAAAAGUACCGCCGAGAAUCCUCGAAGCUCUGCCCGCUUAUCCCAUCGGUACUGCAACGAGAAUGCCCUCUUGACCCGACGACAGGAGCCCCGAAUGAAGCGUAAUCGUGAGACAAUAGUUUGAAAGUCGUUUGCAGUCUGGAGAACGGUUCUGAGAGGCGAGGUAGCCUGGAAUUUGAAAAAGGUGGAAAAAAAAUUUGAAAACGAAAAACAGAGGUUUCCAGUAUUCCCGCGAACAAGAUGACGAAUAAUCUUGAUAAUAUUUUCUACGAAUCGUAUUACUGAAUAAUAUUUCAGUCCGAGAGCAUCGGAUUGUGACUUAAAAAGCGCGGAAGUAGCCGUUAAUGCAGAGAACUUUGACGGUGAGCGAAAGCGUGAAGAAUUUUCACAAAAAAGUCGUACGAUCGUGACGAAAAAAAAAGUAUUAUUUGUAAUUGACAGAGCGAAAGAACGUCCUUGAAAUAAAAAUGAAAUCGAGAUUUUUAAAUGUGCGAGGGAAAAGUGCGCGGCUCUUUUGAGUGCCCUCUGCGAAGUACACGCUCGUAAGUGAUCAUUCGGGCUGCGCGAUUGGUCGAGGGGGAUCCCGGUUGAGCAGUAAAGAGAAAGCACCUCUAAAAGCAUUUGCGCGCCGCUAUCGAGGCGCGACGUUAAAAUCUCCGCUUCGUUUUCACCAUACUCGAGAAAUGUCUCCUUGCUCAUCGCUCGUAUUUCUUCUUUUCAUCCUUUUUUCCAUCCUCUCAUUUUUUAAAUAUCUCCUCCAUUCGCCCAUAAAACAAGUCGCAAUGAGAGAAGUCGUCAAGGAGAGUGGCCGACGUACAGGUCAGCGCGAAACUCGCAAGACCCUCGUUUUUCUUUCCAUUUUUCAAUACUGUUCACACUCAAAUUCCCAAAAUCACAUUUAAUCGUCUUGCUAAAUCAUGCGGAGCCACGGACAUACAGGAAAAAUGAACGAAAAACCUUUCCACUACUUCCUCGAGACUCCAAGCCCGGAAAAGUGACUUCGCGAAAUUUCACGAGAUGUCAAAUCGAGAUGUCAAAGCUUUGUGGUUCCCCCGUGCAAAACGCGAAGUAAAAAAAACCGAGUAUUCAGCAAAAUCAACGAAAGUGAUGUCUACAAAAGAAUUAGAAAACUGGGAAUUGCUCUUCGAACCGACCGAUUCGGACGAAUGUUCAAUUUUGCAGAAUAUCAUUGCUGAAAAUAUAUUUCGUGAAAAUACACGCUAUACUAGCAGCAGAGCUCCAAUCGAAUAACAUUUCUGGCUAUAAAUGCAUGUGCAAAGCAUCCUCGAGAAACGUCUUCGAAACAACCACACAAACAUCGGUCUGAAUGGAACGAAUAUUCGUGCGGUGAUGGCGAUGUGUGUAGACGAAUGCGUACAGCGGUGAAUGACCUUCAGCGUUACGCAAAAACAUAAUGGAUGGUUUGAGCGCGCGUGUUCGUAUUGCGAAAAAUGUGUGUUACUGCCUUUUUUAGAAAAUUUUUUUCCCCGACUACCCUUUGAACGCGUGCAUGAUAUUUUUUGUUACUCUCAACCGCGGUUUGAAACUUGGAACGAGUUAAUAAAUUUGAAAAAUGCUUUUCGAAUGCGCGCGGGAUUUUUUCAUCAAACUUAGCGCCGCGAGACUAUUGCUGUGGUGAUUUCGUUGUAAAAGGAUAUUUAAAAAAAUCUUUCCAAACGUGUGUGACACAAAUUUCAUGUCGUGACAAAAUAAAGCCAGAAAUUGCGGUAGAUUCCGGAACGAAGAAUAACGAGAAUAUAUUUCUAUGAAAAAUUGACAGCAAAAUUUAUCUUCGACGUCUCCGCAGGCUGGAGAGUGUAAAAACAGUGUAAAAACAUAGUAAAUAUAUUUGUAUGUGUAAAUAAUGAUAAAUGUAGGUACGUAAAGUGUGAAUACAAUAAAAGGAGGUGUUCCAGGGAACAAACACGAAGAUAAA
Molecule: messenger RNA, 4579 nt
Organism: Venturia canescens
Lineage: Eukaryota; Metazoa; Arthropoda; Insecta; Hymenoptera; Ichneumonidae
Product: osmotic avoidance abnormal protein 3-like
Exons: 6
Coding region: 282-2717 (811 amino acids)
Biological process (GO): mitotic spindle organization; microtubule-based movement; spindle elongation
Cellular component (GO): microtubule associated complex
Molecular function (GO): ATP binding; microtubule motor activity; microtubule binding
Source: RefSeq, a predicted model, not a curated record